This is a messenger RNA of Aureobasidium subglaciale EXF-2481, 1425 nucleotides long. Its product is annotated as glycoside hydrolase family 5 protein. The transcript has a single exon. Gene Ontology annotation, molecular function: beta-glucosidase activity. Gene Ontology annotation, cellular component: extracellular region; cell surface. Lineage: Eukaryota; Fungi; Ascomycota; Dothideomycetes; Dothideales; Saccotheciaceae. The record is from RefSeq and is a predicted model, not a curated record. The coding region runs from base 1 to 1425 and encodes 474 amino acids. Gene Ontology annotation, biological process: glucan catabolic process.
AUGCUCCGAGUGGCUGGCUCUAACAUUGUCGACGCCGAUAAUGAACCCAUCAUACUCAAGGGCUCUGCUCUCGGGGGACAGCUAAAUAUGGAAAACUUCAUCACGGGAUAUAGUGGAUGCGAGCACGAGCAUAGAACUGCCAUGGCGGAGGUACUUGGCAAGGAGAAGGCACAGUACUUCUUCGACAGAUUCAUCUACCAUUUCUUCACCGAUGCCGACGCCGCUUAUUUCGCUUCGCUGGGCCUAAACUGUAUCAGGGUGCCAUUCAACUACCGCCACUUCAUCGAUGAUGAUAACCCAUCGGUCAUAAAACAGUCCGGCUUCGACCUUCUCGAUAACAUCGUCGACAUAUGCCAGAGACACAACCUUUAUGUCAUCCUGGACCUUCACACAGCGCCCGGCGGUCAAAACCAAGACUGGCACUCGGACAGUGGCUUGAGUAAAGCCUUGUUCUGGGACUUCAGAGUCUUCCAAGAUCAAAUGAUUGACCUCUGGACAGCCAUUGCAAAGCACUACAAGGGCAAUCGAGUGAUUGCGGGCUACAACCCCCUAAACGAGCCGGCCGAUCCCGAGCAUGUCAGGCUAAUCGCAUGGUACGAGAGAGUUGAGAAAGCCAUUCGGGCUGUGGAUCCUGACCAUAUCCUCUUCAUUGAUGGAAACACAUACGCUAUGGACUUCAGCCACUUCGACAGCGUCUUGCCUAAUUCUGUAUAUGCUUGCCACGAUUAUGCGAUGCUCGGAUUUCCUAUCCCGGGACAAGCACCAUACACAGGGACGCACGAUCAGAACAAUAGACUACUGAGACAAUUCGAACGCAAGGCCGAGUUCACAAAGAAGCAUAACGUGCCUCUCUGGAAUGGUGAAUUUGGGCCUGUCUACGCUGAUCCCAUCGCGGACAAAGAUGCGCAGACGAUCAACAAGGCUCGCUUCGGUGUUCUAAAAGAGCAGCUCUCAAUCUAUGCCAACACGAACACCUCUUGGUCUAUCUGGUUGUACAAAGACGUUGGGUACCAAGGGAUGGUCCAUCUCUCCCGCGACUCACCCUAUAUGCGUCUCGUCGCCCCCUUCAUUGCCAAGAAGCAGCGUCUCGGGCUGGACUUUUGGGGCGUGGUUGACAAAUCGGGUGUAGCAGACACAUACGAGCCCUUCAUUGACGAUCUCCGAGAGAUGGUGCCUGCUCAUAUUCGCGAUGCAAAGUACCCGAAUGUGUGGUCAUUUGACCGUCAAUUUGAGCGAGUGAUUAGAGAAUGCUUGUUGUCAGAGUAUCUUGGGAAGGAGUUCGCGGAACUAUUCACGGGCAAGACUUUCGAGGAGCUGGAUGAGCUUGCUGCAAGCUUCAGGUUCGAAAACUGCGUACCGAGAGAAGAGUUGAAUGAGAUCUUGCGCGCUGAUGCUGUUGGCAAAGGAGGAAGUGCUCAAGCGUAA